Molecule: messenger RNA, 1341 nt
Organism: Hibiscus syriacus
Lineage: Eukaryota; Viridiplantae; Streptophyta; Magnoliopsida; Malvales; Malvaceae
Product: protein GrpE-like
Exons: 3
Coding region: 390-1124 (244 amino acids)
Biological process (GO): protein folding
Cellular component (GO): chloroplast
Molecular function (GO): protein homodimerization activity; adenyl-nucleotide exchange factor activity; protein-folding chaperone binding
Source: RefSeq, a predicted model, not a curated record
AGACCCGCGAGCACAGCCCAAAGGAUAAAUUAUCAAAUCAUUCAGCAGAGGAAGAAAUCCACCACUAACGGUGUUGGGCAAAGGCAAGCAGUUCGAGCAACAAAGCCGAAGGGCUGAUCGGCCGCCAAGGACCCCUUAUCCCGGCUCUAAGUUCCUCAGGAAUUUUCGACUAAAAUCUGUUAACACAAACUUAGUAAUCAAUAUACAUACUUAAGCAACUGUCUGCUUCAUUCUCUAAUCACUCUGUGUUGUCUCCUCACUUCUCAGCUUCUUCUUCAAAACCCUUAAACCACACCAAAUCAUCUUUACUACGAGUUCAAUUUCCUUGCCAAAAACCUCGUUUUUCAAAACCAUUUUCUGGGUUUUCUCCAUCUAACCUUUCCUUCCCUAUGAACUGCACGAAGUGUCCCAAUAGGUCGAUUCUCAAGGCUUCUCUUUCUGCCCAGGAAUCUGCUCGCACUGAAAAUGUAAAAAUAUUAGGAGGCAGUUUAAAGGGCAUGAUUAGAGUUUACAAUGAGGCUCUUCUCAGUGGAGAUGAUAGGAUUGUAGCUGAGAUUGAGAAUAGAAUAAGCAUUUUAGAAAAUGAGAAGAAUGGAUUGGAAAAACAAGUUUUGGAGUUGUCAGCAGAGAUAACCUCUGGGAAAGAGAUGUAUAUCCGUUUGCAUGCUGAUUUUGAUAAUUUUCGAAAAAAAUCGGAGAAGGAGAGACUUACGACGAGGUCCGAUGCUCAAGGCGAAGUGAUCGAGAGUCUUUUGCCCAUGGUUGACAGUUUCGAGAGAGCUAAACAACAAAUAAAACCGGAAACAGAGAAAGAAAAGAAGAUAGAUACGAGUUAUCAGGGUAUAUACAAGCAAUUCGUGGAGAUCAUGAGGAGUUUGCAAGUGGCUGUUGUCCCAACAGUUGGAAAGCCCUUUGAUCCCUCUCUACAUGAAGCCAUUGCUCGAGAAGAGUCUCUAGAGUUCAAAGAAGGGAUUAUCACCCAUGAAUUUCGUCGAGGGUUCCUCCUUGGGGAGCGGCUAUUAAGACCAGCGAUGGUGAAAGUUUCUUCAGGACCAGGGAAUAAGAAAGUAACUGUGGCCACUGAUAGAUCUUCUGGGCAACCAACAGCUGGAGAUGAUCAGUAAAUCUAAAAGGGAUACUCUGACCAUCUCAUCAAAGGUGAAGGCAUUCAAAUAAAUUUAUUUGUCAAAGCAGCGUCUUUUACCAUUUCUUUUCUCUAGUUGGUAGUCGCAGGUCACUGGAUGGGUUUGAUUUUGAUGAUCAACUGAAAAGCCAUCUGGAUUCUGGUCUCUUCAUUUAAGAUAUGCUCGGACAUGAGUACGAACUAUUAUCCAAAUAUAC